Molecule: messenger RNA, 2175 nt
Organism: Trypanosoma grayi
Lineage: Eukaryota; Euglenozoa; Kinetoplastea; Trypanosomatida; Trypanosomatidae
Exons: 1
Coding region: 1-2175 (724 amino acids)
Source: RefSeq, a predicted model, not a curated record
AUGCCUGGUGAGCCGUUGGGCGGCGACACCACGAAUCCUUCUACGGGCUCCACCGCCGGGGGUCUGGGCGUCGAUGAAUUUUCGUAUGACUCGACGACGCUGCGCUGCAGCGACGGGACUCUGUACGAGGGGCCGCUUGUCGCCGGCGAGCCGGAGGGGCACGGCGUCUGCGUCUUCCCAUCAGGAACCGUGUGCGUGGGGAACUUCGCACGCGGCCUGUUGGAAGGGCCUGCGGAGGUGCUGCAGCCGUCCGGCGCGCUCUUUUCCGGUGUGUUUCGACGCUCCGUGGCGCACGGCCGCGGCGUCUGCCUCCUCGGUGACAGGCUCACACGCGGCAAGUGGAAAAAUGGGGAGAUGGUGGAGGAGGUGAGGGCUGAAUCGGGCGAUGGAGACCGCGGGCGCAUCUUGGCUUCCGUUGCCAGGGUGUUGCGUGGCCACCUACGUGUUCUUCUCUGCGAUGGAACUACAUCACAGCCCAUGAAUGUCGCCGGGGCCACACGCAUCAAUGAGCCGCUUGUGCACUUUGGUCGAAAUCAAUUAAUGGGGCCGAACUCUUCUUUUGCUAGCGAGGAACGCAAUGAGUAUCAAACUGGCGUCACAUCGGGCAAUGCGCCCACAAGAUCCCCAUCGUAUACACGGGUGCUCAAUUCGGGGAACGUGCAACAGAACCAACCGAUGGAUUUGGAGGGAUCCUUCUCGUACAGUCCGGGGAAGCGGCGGCAGUCGGCGGCUGACGGCCAUCAGCAGGAGAAGUCAGUGCCGAAGAGUAUUCUUGCAACAGGAGCUUCGCCAGAAGCAAUAUUCUCCUCUGCUGCGCCUGCGGCGAAUGAGAUGUUCUCACUAACACAAUACGCAAAAUACUGUGCUUUUUUUUUGUUCCCGUUCCUUUCGUUACCACAGUUGCCUUUCUCCCCAAUACGCAGUGCAAUGCUGGAUAUGGAGCGUGAGUUUGUCGUCAGCGGUGCCCCUCUCUUGAGGGAGUUCGAUCCGCCAGUUGUAUCUUUAUACCUCACCACUUUAGCUAUGUGUUGCCAAAUCGCAGCCACUGCGAUUGUGGCAAUGAAGGUCAAUCUGGGGAAUGCGAGUGAAGGUCGUAUGACCCUUGCGGAGAUGUCUGUUCCGUGUGUGCUUUGGGUAACGCAUGCUGGCCUCUUAGCGGGAUACAAUAGCUAUUUGCGUGUGGCGCACGCACUUGAACGUCUUGACCGUCGUUUAACGCCGCGCCUCUCUGCAUUCGCUGCUGGUCUUGUGGAUGCCAAGACAAAUGUCUGUAUAUACACCUGGGAUGAUGAGGGGCGUGGUAUGGUAACGGACUCGAACUACCGGUACCGCUGGGUGAUGGUGUCUCUCUUUGUUGGCAUCAUCAUGGGAAUAGCAGCACCUCUCACGCGUUUAGGAUUUGGGAACUCAUUGUUCGGGAGUGAUGUAUACGAAAGGUCAGCAGCAAUUCUAGUCCUUUCAUCUGAGAUCUUGUUUUCCUCCACCCUUGCGUACUAUGUGGUGAAGAUGACAGACAUGCAGCGACAAAUGUUGGAGCAAAUGCGGGUGCUCACGCGACUAGCAUAUCUUGAAGACAGAAGCAUGAUGCGGCCAAGUGAGUUCUUGAAACAUCGGUUUAACUUUGAAGAGCCGUUGAAUCUGAAUGAUGUUUUCAGUGGCGUAGUCGGAUGGUAUGUCGUCCGCUCACUUGUCCUCUAUGCAGCCACGUGCUCGAACCACGCAGCGCGAAGUACUGCCAUGAGUAUAUUUUUCUUAAUGGUGCUUUGUGGUUUUUUGGUGACCAUUGGAGACAUUGUGUACAUGCUGGUUGCCGGCCACGUCCACAACGGCACCUACUUCUCUACAGGGCACACUUACGCUAUUGUACUUUGUACCGCUUGGGCCAUUCUGCUCCUGCGAUACCUUUACGUGUGUGUUAGAACAGUCAGCGAGCGUGGACGCCAUCUCUAUCUUCUCGAUGUGGCGUCGCUCUACCACCGCCUAAAACAGAAAGAAGGUGACUUUAGCGGUGACACUAUUGCAACGUGCCGUCGAAUGCUGGAGGCAUACGAUCAACUCCCGUGCAUAUUCUCUACUUCUGUCACGCCGCUUAUGCUUACGGUCGUUCAUUUUAUUCACCUGGUGGCAUUAGUAGCUGUUUUCGUAGAUCUGUACAUCGCUGUCUCUUACCGCUAA